AGCCAGUUGUUUGGCUAGCAAUCCUCGGGUAACCCUGUCUUUUGGGUGAUUUGACGGAAAAUGGCUAUAACAGGCUAACUAAACAGACAGGUUGUAAGUAGUGGCGUCGGCGGAUGCCAUAGGCAGCUGGGCUGGCAGCGACGCAGUUUACCUCUGUUGUCUCAAUGAGUAAUGAACCCUUUCUGGAGCAUGUCUGCAAACGCCAGCCGCAAGAGAUCUGACAGUGAGGAUAAAGGUGGACAGGGGGAGCAGAGAACAAGUCCCCCACGAGCUCCUUUUGGCAAGAAGCAGCUCCCCUCCAUCCCCAAGAACGCCGUCCCGGUGACCAAGCAUGUCUCGCCCGCUGCCUCGGUGCAGUCCACCAAUGGGACGCACGCCUCCUAUGGACCAUUCUACCUGGAGUACUCUCUGCUCGCAGAGUUCACUUUGGUGAUAAAGCAGAAAUUGCCUGGGAUAUAUGUCCAGCCCUCCUACAGAUCAGCACUGAUGUGGUUUGGGGUCAUUUUUAUAAGACACGGUUUGUACCAGGAUGGAGUUUUCAAGUUCACGGUCUACAUCCCAGAUAACUACCCUGAUGGAGAUUGCCCGAGAGUGGUGUUUGAUAUCCCAGUUUUCCAUCCUUUGGUGGACCCGGUGUCAGGAGAACUUGAUGUCAGGAGGGCCUUUGCCAAGUGGAGGCGGAAUCACAAUCACAUCUGGCAGGUUCUAAUGUAUGCCCGCACCAUAUUCUACAAGAUCAGCACCGUGGAGCCGCUCAACCCUGAGGCUGCUGUGCUGUACGACAAAGAUGUUCAGCUUUUCAAAAGCAAGGUGGUGGACAGUGUGAAACUAUGCAACAGCCACCUCUUUGACCAGCCGAAGAUAGACGAUCCUUAUGCAAUAAGUUUCUCUCCAUGGAACCCAGCUAUCCAUGAUGAGGCAAAGGAGAAGAUGUUCACAUAUAAAAGACGGCCUGAGGAUCACCACAAGGGGCUGCAGGUGUCAGGACUGUCCUGGGUGAAGCCUGGAUCUACACAGCCCUUCAGCAAAGAGGACAGCACUCUCCAGACAUGAGCCGGCAGCCCUGCCUGUUCACCACUAGAGGUCACUGCCAGCGCAGGAGACCUGCCACAGGCUUGCUCUCGCUGUCCAGAAAUAACACGCAAAACAGAAUCAGAAUCGGUUGUUUGGACUUCAUUGUAAUUUGCACCUCUAUUGCUCAGCUUUAACUGAACUGUAGGUUACUGCUCAAGAAAGUAGAAUUAAAGGCUUUAGUGUUUUCUGUGUAACUCAAAAGCGACAAGUGGAUGUCAUAGCUAGGUCUAGAGUAAUUCAAGCAUUUUUUUCAGGUUGACUCAGGAUUGAGGAAUGUGUUUUUUUUCAGGUUGUGGUGGCUUUUGAGUUGCUCAGGUUGUGACAUUCUACACAACCUUUUACAUGGAUUUUUGUUUGAGUUAUGAUGAGUCUGAACAUCAAGUGAAACCACAAAUCAGACAAUAACACUACAUGUUUUGUUUUUUUGGUAGAUUUCUAAAUAAAGGUUAGAAGUGUUCUUAAUUCAGUCACAUGGUGUAUUACAUGUCUUAAAUAAGUUUAAUAUAUGAUGGAAAGGCAAGGCAAAUACAACUUUAAUAUAAGUUAUAUAUAAUCUUCUGUUUCCAUGUUUUAAUAUUUUAAUUCAGCAGAAAUGUGUCUGUGAUUUAAUCCUUAAUGAAUCAAUGGUUCUGACGUCUAAAUGUAACUAAAUGGUUAAGUGUAAAUGCUUGACUUACCAGCUCAAUAUGAAGGUGGUGGUUUUGCUGCAGCCUUUUUUUGGCUACAUUUGUCUUUAUAGACAGCUGAAAGUUAGAGGGACAUUGACAUUUCGUUCUCUCAUUCAUAGUGCACAUAAUGCCAUUCAGUUCUGGACUGGUAAAUGAACCGAGCAAUUAUUUUGUUUUUCCAUUC
Messenger RNA from Megalops cyprinoides (Indo-Pacific tarpon), 1926 nucleotides. RefSeq names its product akt interacting protein (gene aktip). The record is from RefSeq and is a predicted model, not a curated record. The transcript has 10 exons. Bases 172 to 1053 code for a protein of 293 amino acids. NCBI's taxonomy places the organism in Eukaryota, Metazoa, Chordata, Actinopteri, Elopiformes, Megalopidae.